AUGAGGCUUCUACCGAACUCAACCUUGCUGAGACUGGUUCGGUUCGUGCAACACAAAGCAAACUUAUCUUCCCUCAAUCCUACCAUCAGGGAAAUUUUGAAUAACCCUCCAGAUACGAAUUCAGUUGUCACAGUCAAUGGACACAUCAAAUCGUUAAGAACAUCGAAAAAUGUGGGUUUCAUAGAUAUCUCUGAUGGUCUGAGCUCAGAUACACUUAAUGUGGUGUUUCCAAAGCCUGAUACUGUGCUCGAGAAGCAGCAUUUCAAAGUUGGCCAGAGCUUGUCUGUUACCGGAAAGUGGAUUGAGUCUCGUGGUAAGCAAAAGUAUGAGCUCCAAUUCGAUGUUGAUGAGUCACAUCAUAAACUCUCUAUCGUUGGAAACGUUCCUGAUGAUUUUCCAAUCCAAAAGAAGACACAUUCCUUACAAUUUUUGAGAAGUCUACCGACAUUGAGACACAGAACGACUGGCUUGGCCUCUGUUUUACGGUUUAGAUCUUUGGUUGAAUCAAAAUUAAUCGAGUAUUUUGAUAAAAACAGCUUCGUGAAAGUUUCUCCUCCGUUGAUCACAUCUUCUGAUUGUGAAGGUGCUGGUGAGCAAUUCAAAGUCGAACAGUUGAAUAAAACUGCUGGCGAGUUCUUCGGUAAACCCGCUUAUUUGACGGUUUCAACCCAGCUCCAUUUAGAAAUUCUUGCACACUCGCUCAACAGAGUAUGGACAUUGACGCCCUGCUUUCGUGCCGAAGAUUCCAAUACCAAUAGACACCUCAGUGAGUUUUGGAUGCUAGAGGCUGAAGUUUCUUACGUGACUCAUGUGCAACAACUCACUACUUUGGUAGAGAAUAUGAUUCGUCAUACCGCACAAGCCAUAAGGGAUGAAGGUCUGGGGUAUUCCGAUUUGCUAAAAGCCAGAUUCAGCAAAGAGGAAGCUGCCAAAGUGGAGCAAAGGUGGGAUUCAGUUUUGCUGCUGCAACAAUGGCCUUCUAUUACCUAUACAGAGGCCGUUGAAAUCAUAAACCAAGUCAAAUGCAAAGGCAGGCUGAAGGGCCGUUUGGAAUGGGGUGACUCAAUCCUGACUGAGAAUGAAAAAUGGCUAGCGGGUACUCAUUUCCAAUCACCUGUAUUUGUCACUGACUAUCCAUCAGAGCAGAAGCCAUUCUACAUGCCAAAAUCUCAUGAAAGCGUCUAUGACGCAGACAGACCAACCGUGGCCUGUUUUGAUCUCAUUAUGCCGGAGAUAGGUGAACUCGUGGGAGGAUCUAUGAGAGAGCUGGACCACGAUAAGCUUCUCGCUGAAAUGAAAAACAGAAAUAUGAACUAUGUCGACAUGGAAUGGUACCUCUCGGCUACCUUGAACGGAUCAGUACCCCACGGUGGUUUCGGCAUGGGUUUUGAGAGGCUCAUUGCUUACCUUGGAGCCAUGGACAAUAUCAGGGAUGUUUCUGCAUUUCCUAGAGCACCCGAAUUAUGCCCCUGCUAA
This is a messenger RNA of Candidozyma duobushaemuli, 1476 nucleotides long. Its product is annotated as asparagine--tRNA ligase. NCBI's taxonomy places the organism in Eukaryota, Fungi, Ascomycota, Pichiomycetes, Serinales, Metschnikowiaceae. The coding region runs from base 1 to 1476 and encodes 491 amino acids. Gene Ontology annotation, biological process: asparaginyl-tRNA aminoacylation. The record is from RefSeq and is a predicted model, not a curated record. Gene Ontology annotation, cellular component: mitochondrion. The transcript has a single exon. Gene Ontology annotation, molecular function: nucleic acid binding; ATP binding; asparagine-tRNA ligase activity.